This is a messenger RNA of Malus domestica (apple), 1906 nucleotides long. RefSeq names its product cytochrome P450 CYP736A12-like. Gene Ontology annotation, molecular function: iron ion binding; oxidoreductase activity, acting on paired donors, with incorporation or reduction of molecular oxygen; monooxygenase activity. The record is from RefSeq and is a predicted model, not a curated record. Lineage: Eukaryota; Viridiplantae; Streptophyta; Magnoliopsida; Rosales; Rosaceae.
UGGGGAGGAUUACCCCCACCCCGGGGGGGGGGGGCGGUCCAGGGUAAAGAACUCAUUCACAUGCAAGAUUUGACUCCAUUUGGCAAUGUAUCAACCAGCCUUUGGAUCUUGAACUCUCUAUAAGUAUUAAACAAAAUGAGUCCAUCUAUCUCACCCAGAAAUCAAUAAAAAAUGAUUCCUUCAGAAAUAUCCAUUCUAAUCCUUGUAUUCCUUACCUUCCUGUGGUCUCUCCUCCGCAUCCUAAUCAAUGCCUUCUCAAGGCAAAGCCGAAAAUUACCUCCUGGCCCUAGGGCACUGCCAAUCAUUGGCAAUCUUCAUAUGCUAGGUGACCUCCCACAUCGCAGCCUCCAAAACCUGGCAAAAAAAUAUGGACCCAUAAUGUCCAUGCGUCUAGGGUUCAUACCAACCAUAGUGGUCUCAUCUCCCCAAGCAGCAGAGCUAUUCCUCAAAACCCACGACACCAUUUUUGCUAGCCGCCCCAAACUCCAAGCAUUCGAGUACAUGUCCUAUGGCACGAAGGCCAUGGCCUUUACUGAAUAUGGCCCAUAUUGGCGCUAUAUUCGGAAGCUCUGCACACUCCAACUUCUUUGUCCCUCGAAAAUCGAGGCUUCUGCUCCACUAAGAAGGGAGGAGGUAGGGUUGUUGGUGCAAUCCUUGAAAGUAGCCGCGGAGACGGACGAGGUGGUGGAUCUUAGUGAGAAGGUCGGUGAGCUUGUUGAGGGAAUCACGUAUAGGAUGGUGUUGGGGAGAAAAAAAGAUGAUAUGUUUGAUCUCAAGGGGAUUAUUGACGAAGGCAUGUUCUUGAUAGGAGCUUUCAACAUUAGUGAUUAUGUGCCUUUCCUUAGUCCAUUUGAUCUUCAGGGAUUGACCAAGCGCAUGAAGAGAGUUAGCAAGACUGCCGACCAAGUACUCGAAAAGAUAAUUCAGGAUCAUGAACAAGUUUCCGGAAGUGAACAAGGCAAUCAUCAUAAGGACUUUGUAGACGUGCUGCUUUCAUCAAUCCACCAACCAUUAAACCCCAACGAUGAGGAAGUCUACAUGCUCGAGCGAACAAAUGCCAAAGCCAUUUUACUCGACAUGAUUGCGGGUGCCCUUGACACCUCAGCCACGGCGAUUGUCUGGACCCUGGCCGAACUCUUGAGGCACCCGAAAGUAAUGAAACGUCUCCAAGAAGAGCUCCAGAGUGUGAUCGGGAUGGAUCGAAUGGUGGAAGAAAGUGAUUUGCCAAAGCUGGAUUACUUGGGCAUGGUGGUCAAGGAGAGCUUAAGGCUACACCCAGUUGCCCCAUUACUAGUCCCUCAUCAAUCCAUGGAGGACAUUACAGUUGAUGGAUAUCACAUACCCAAAAAAUCAAGAGUCUUUAUCAAUAUUUGGACCAUUGGGAGGGAUCCAAGUGUAUGGUCAGAUAAUGUGGAAGAAUUCUACCCUGAAAGGUUUAUGAAUAGUAACGUUGACCUACGUGGACAUGACUUCCAGCUCAUACCAUUUGGGUCUGGUCGAAGACGGUGCCCUGCUAUGCAAUUAGGGUUAACCACAGUUCGUCUUGCUCUGGGAAACUUGUUGCACUGCUUCAACUGGGAGCUCCCUAGUGGAAUGCUACCUAAAGACUUGGACAUGACUGAGAAAUUCCGCUUAUCGUUGUCGAAAGCCAAACACUUGCUUGCCAUGCCGACGUGCCGCCUGUACAAUCGACCUUAAUAUCUAUAGUACGUCUAGGCAUAAAUUGGAUUAAUGCAAAUAUCUUGUAGCUCAGUUGAUUAAGAAUAUUAUUCCUUGCCUUUGAGGUAGUUUGUUCGAUUUCCCUCUUGUAAAAAAUAAUUUGCUUGUCAUAAUGCCCACCUAUGUACCGCCUACACGGUCAACCUUCACAAAGGGUUGAAAUAAAUGUUUUGUAGUUAUAAUAGUG